AUGGGAUCUUCCGAGGAUCUUGCGAAGGCGGGUGAAAUUCCACCGCAAAUUAGUCCUCUGCUGAAUUUAGAGCAAAUAGCUUCUGAAGUAUGUGAGCUAAUAGGGCCUAUUCGUUCCCCCAUUGGUUACCAAUGGGGUGGACCAACACCAACAUGCUUGGGUGAUAUCAUUUCUCUUAGAGAUCUAUUUGUUGACUCCAACAAGUUAAUUGGCUCAAUUUCCUCAACCUUCACAAGGCUUAUAGAUAUCUUGCAUCUAAACUUGUCUUCCAAUUUUCUCACCAAGGCUCUCCAAGUUGACAUUGGAAAGUGGAAGGUUGUUACAAUUAUUGAUUUUUCCAAAAAUCAAUUAUCAAGUGAAAUUCCAAGUAGCAUUGGUGAUCUUGAAGACCUAACUUAUCUUUCAUUAUCUGGUAACAAAUUGUAUGGGUCUAUACUUGAGUUAUUUGGUGGGUUGAUAGUAUUGGAAUUCUUGGAUCUAUCAAGGAAUAAUUUUUCUGGAAUUAUUUCCAAGUCCUUGCAAAAACUCUUGCAUCUCGAGUUGAACAUUAUGAUUGAUGUGGUCUCCACAAUAGAAUACCUCCAUCAUGGUCAGACCAUUCCUGUGGCCCAUUGUGAUUUAAAACCCAACAAUGUUCUAUUCGAUGAAGACAUGGUUGCACAUUUGGGUGAUUUUGGCAUUGCAAAGCUGCUAGAUGAAAAGGAUUCAACAGUACAAACCAGAACACUAGCAACAAUUGGGUAUAUGGCACAGGUAAUGCUUAAACUUUUAGACUUUUCUUUUAUCCAUUAUGAUAAUUCAGGUAAAAUCAUUGCAUACUUUGACGAUGGUUUUAAUCACUUACAUGUAGAAUACGAAACACAAGGAGUUGUUUCCAUAAAAGGUGAUGCAUAUAGUUUUGGUAUUCUUCUAAUUGAAACCUUAAUAAGAAAAAAGCCCACAGAUGAAAUGUUUGUUGGAGAAAUGAGCUUAAUACAUUGGGUGACUGAGUCAUUAUCAUGUGCGUUAACUCAAGUUGUAGAUGCCAAUUUGCUAAUUAGUACCAAGGAUCGAGAACAUUUUGCAAUGAAAGAUUGUACAUUGUCUAUUUUGCAAAUGGCAUUAGAAUGUUUAGUAGAGUUGUCAGAAGAGAGGAUUGACAUGAAAAACAUUGUUGCUCAGUUGAAGAAGAUCAAAAUCAGGUUUUUGAAGGAUUCGAACAAGCAGGCUUGA
Molecule: messenger RNA, 1212 nt
Organism: Theobroma cacao (cacao)
Lineage: Eukaryota; Viridiplantae; Streptophyta; Magnoliopsida; Malvales; Malvaceae
Source: RefSeq, a predicted model, not a curated record